AUGCCGUCGUUGUCAUCACAACGGGUUUCCGAUGAUGCUGGUGGGUCUUCUGGAGUGAAAGCGUCAAAGGAAUCCAAAUGCAAAUCAAAGUCUUCAUCAGAAGCUCCUUUAGUAGUCUCUUACUUCCCCACUAACUCUUAUCUCUCUCGCUUGUGA
Messenger RNA from Prunus armeniaca (apricot), 156 nucleotides. The record is from the annotation of a GenBank genome assembly. Lineage: Eukaryota; Viridiplantae; Streptophyta; Magnoliopsida; Rosales; Rosaceae.